AGCACGCAAAAGAUCGCAUCGGCCAUCAAAUCGAACGGUGCUCUCGUCGCGAGCAGACGUCAAAAAGUAAUCGCGAGUCGUCGUCGACACAAGCAGAAAUUGGCCACGGGAACUUUUCUCGGAGUUUUUUUUUCGCUGUCCCCGUCCCGUGCAGAGUGUUCCGAUCAGAGGUUGUGGUACCGUCGCGGGUGAUUGUCCGUUUGCGGUGGAUUGGAAUUGGACGGCGGAAGUGGUGAUUCUCGCUCGGAUCUCGGGACGUGACGAUGGAAGAAGUGUGCUAGAAAGCAGGGUCAAUAAUUUUUCUGUGGCUGCUUGCUGGCCCCUGCUGCUGCUGAAGAGCCAGUGCGAGCGUGUGGAAGAAAGGAAGGAAGCGACUAAUAAGAGGAGGAAAAAAGAGUUGCUGCUGACGGUGUGUGUGAUUGUGGGUGUAUGUGUGUGUGCUUUCGUGCACAUACGUUUUUGAUUAAUCAAAACCAAUAAUAUUUGUGUGAAAUUCCUGGCCAUCCGAGAGGGCAAAAAAGUGAGCCCCAAAACGGUGAUUUUAAUCCAGUGGGACACGGGCCAGAUUAGAUAAGCCUGGUCCAAGAGGGUGGUCUGAGUGAGUCAGCCAGGAGUGAUUGGCAAAAUCCCCCUGAACGAAGAGAGGGAAGGUGUCGCAGAUUUUUGCCUUAUUCCGCGGAGCUGGAGUCAAACGAAGAUAAAAUUCUGCACCAGCAGCAGCCACUUCCGGAGUCAACGGUGGAGAACAGUGGCGCAGAAGUAGCAGGAGCAGCAGCAGCGGGCGGAGGUGGAAGUGCCAGCAAUAGGAGGGAAGGCCGCAAGAAGAAACCAGGUGCCUCCUGAAAAAUGCCUCCACCGCCACCGCCGCCGGGGCCACCUCCGCCACCGGGUCCACCGCCCCCGCCGGCGAUGAAACUUGGUGGCGGACAAUCCUCGGCCGAUGGACGGAACGCGCUGCUGCAGUCGAUCCAGAAAGGUACCAAGCUGAAAAAGACGGUCACGGUGGACAAAAGUGGACCCCUGAUUCAGGGCAAGGUCAGCGGAGGAGGAGCAGCUGGGGCAGCUGGAGCAGGAACGGUUGGUAAUAGUAAUAGUAUUAGUAGGAAACCGGCGUCCGCGGCGUCGCUGGGCACAAGUGAUAGCAACGGAGGUCAAAAGUUAGGAGGAAUAUUCGAAGGUCUUUCGUCGAUGCCGAAGCUGAAACCGGUUGGCAGUCGAGGAGCAACAGCACAAUCAGCAACUAUCAGCAAUAAGUCACCAUCGCCGGAGAACACGAUCAAAAGCAACAACCGGAUAGGCGCCGGCGGCAAUGGCACUGGCGGAGGGGGUAACGGUGGAGGGGCCGUUGACUUUGCUGACGAACUGGCGGCCAAAUUGACGCUCAAGAAGCAAAAGAACAUUAGCAAUAGUAGUACCAACAAUAACAACAAUAACAACAACAACAAUGCCAUCGUAAACAGUAACAACAGUAUCAACAACCAGGUACCGGUGACGGAGAGCAAUCUACGGACGAACCGAGGACCCCCACCGCAACCCCCGGUCCAGCUGUUGAAGAACGCCAAUGAUUCAUCGAGCUACAACACGCUGGGGAAGUCGAGCUAUUCCAGUCAAAAGAGUCAGGCACCAUCGACCCCGCCAAGCUCGUCGCCCUCGAAUGGGCCCACCUCAGCAGUCACUAGUCCCAUCGGAAGCCUCAGUGUGCUACCGAACAAAUCGACCCUGUUUGGCGGCAGCAGUUCGCCAGCACCCUCAGUGCCUCAGACGCAACCGAGCCCCAAGCCGGUGCCGAACCAUGGAAAACCAAAUCUGGCCCCGAAGCCGCCGGGGAUGCAGCUCAACACGAGCGUGGCCAACAACAGCAACAACAAUGGUCGUGUGGCCCGACAUCACAGCAUGCGGAGUCCCAGGUCACCACCAGUGGCACCGAGUGGUCCCAACUAUCCAAAUCAUUUCGGAACUCUGCGAGGUCCACCAUCGAGCUUUACAUCUUCGGAGUCGUUAGCUAGGCAAAACAAUCCUAUAGGACGACCUGCGGCGCCGCCUCCGAAGCCACCCGCCAUGAAACCACCACCCCCGCCUCCGAUACGCAGCGUUUCCAACACCAACCUGUCGCAUUUACCCAUGAGUUUGGCACCGGAGCCGACGGAACCGAACUUCGGUUCCGCGAACAACGUGGCCAGUGCCGUCGCCGACGAGCUCAAGUCCAAGCUAGUCAACAGCGGUUCGGCGAACAAUGUCGCAACGCUCACCAGCACCACAUCUUCCAAUUCGAUCGUAUCGAACAGCCAGCUCAGCAUCGCUAGCACCAAAACCAUCAGCAGUGGCAGUAUUAAAUCGACGGCGCCUCCGCUCCCGCCGCAUCGGACGUGUCCGGCACCACCACCACCGCAACUCAACACCAGCAGUAGUAGUGCGACCAGCAUUGGCGAAGCACCGCCGCAGCCUCCUCAGCGAAUUUCCUCCAUCCGGCAGCAGCAACUAUUGUCCCAACAGCAGCCGCAGUCUCUCUCCAACGCCAACAGCCCCAGCAGUAUCAUUAGCGAUAGUCAGCAAAGCUCAAACCUGAAACGAAAGGAAACGACCCUAGCUGCGAGUGGAGCCGCGCCCGAACGACGGAAGAUGCCACCGCCCCUGAGGGAGAUCGACCUGGAGGCCAACUACUCGUUCUACUUCCGCAAGGUGACCGAGUUUCCCGCCCCGCCACCGUUUCUCAAUGUGUCCAAAGUCUAUCCGAGCGAGGUACGACAAAAUCAACAACAGCAGCCGCACCCACACUAGAAUUAUUAAUCGCCACCGGGUGUGGAUCACCUAGGGUGGCCGCUGCACGUGGGGAUGGAAUUCUUGCGAGUACGGUGGACACGGUGGAUCCCGCAAGUUAAGGGAUUGCUGCUCAGUACAGUCCCCCCCAUCUAGUACUGUAGAGUGCGGUUCAAAGCUACAAAUCGUGCAAAUCACACAAUUACACCAGCAGCGCCCGAUGUGCAUCCCGUGGUAUUUUAGUCAAUUGGUUGUUGUUGUUGGUUGUUGAUGGACGUUAUUGUUGAAACAGGAGCCAAACAGUAUACAGUAAUGCAAUAGAAAAGUGUAACAAUCUAUUUAAACAACAGAAUGCUACGAAAUCAUAUCAAAGUCUAUACGUUAAAAAAAAUAGAACAGAAUUACAUAGCCGGCCCCCAUCAAAAGCAGAGAAACAAUCAUUGGAUCAUUAGGAAAUUUUCGUUUUCACAAAUACGCACCCAGACAACCGAAAAGCUACACCACACAGCAUAUUUACAGUAGAGCACCAACCUACUUAGAAGCAAUCAAAAUUGUACAUAUGUAAUUCUUUGAUUAGGGACUCGUUCGUUCGCAGGUUACCUUUAUAGAGCGCUCCAAAUUCUUUCUUCGUAAGAAAGCAACAUAAAAAACAUACACAUCCAGAGGGAAAUACAAACACAACCACAAAUUCAGUAUAGAGAAACGUAUAUAAAGUUGCUGUUUCAUCGUUGCAUGGUAUCUUACUGGAACAGUACGACACACAAAGAUAAUAAUAAAACCAUUUAAAGCUAAACGCAAAAAAAAAAACUGUAAUUAACAAACAAACGAAUAUGAAUGCAAAAAUAACCAACUUGGGUGAGAACCCGCAAGUAUGAACGAACACACACCGUUACGAUUGAAGAAAUAAUCAUUCUUUAUUAAUUUUAUUGUUAUUUUUUGUACAUAUUAUACAUAUUUAAUCCUUCUUACUAUUAA
Messenger RNA from Aedes albopictus (Asian tiger mosquito), 3732 nucleotides. RefSeq names its product WAS/WASL-interacting protein family member 1 (gene Vrp1). Gene Ontology annotation, cellular component: actin filament. Gene Ontology annotation, biological process: actin filament polymerization. Gene Ontology annotation, molecular function: actin binding. NCBI's taxonomy places the organism in Eukaryota, Metazoa, Arthropoda, Insecta, Diptera, Culicidae. The transcript is spliced from 9 exons. The coding region runs from base 847 to 2778 and encodes 643 amino acids. The record is from RefSeq and is a predicted model, not a curated record.